This is a messenger RNA of Oncorhynchus tshawytscha (Chinook salmon), 3695 nucleotides long. RefSeq names its product prostaglandin E2 receptor EP4 subtype. The transcript has 2 exons. The record is from RefSeq and is a predicted model, not a curated record. Gene Ontology annotation, cellular component: plasma membrane. Gene Ontology annotation, molecular function: prostaglandin E receptor activity. Gene Ontology annotation, biological process: adenylate cyclase-activating G protein-coupled receptor signaling pathway; negative regulation of inflammatory response; cellular response to prostaglandin E stimulus. Bases 321 to 1676 code for a protein of 451 amino acids. NCBI's taxonomy places the organism in Eukaryota, Metazoa, Chordata, Actinopteri, Salmoniformes, Salmonidae.
UGUAGAUUACACAGGCAGACGAGUGAGCAUGAAUUUUAAACAUGGAUCAGUCAUUUGUAAACGUCAAUGGACAGGGGAUAAGACAAUGACGUCGACGGCUAACAGAUACUUGGACAAAAUCAACUGAACUCCGAAACAACAGUUUUAAAGGCGUUCUAACUUCUGUUGUGAAUAUGUUGAUUCAGCUCACAUUCAGGAUGAAGAUUUCAAUCAUGUUUGAUACGCUUCAUUUUUGUAGAUACCAUGCCUAAUGCAUCUACUGUAUUUCUUAUUGGGAAAUAUUAACGACAGCCUAUAAUGUAACUAAAUAUUUGUUUAAAAUGAGUAACAACACUGUGACCGGGAGGAUCAUGAUCCCGACUAUACCGUCCAUCAUGUUUAUUUUCGGUGUGGUGGGAAAUGUCAUUGCCAUCGUGGUACUCUGCAAAUCCAGGAAAGAACAGAAGGAGACCACGUUCUACACGCUGGUAUGCGGUCUGGCGGUUACAGACCUUUUGGGGACACUCCUAGCCAGUCCCGUCACCAUCGCAACCUAUGUGAAAGGCUCGUGGCCAGGCGGGGAACCACUGUGCCAGUAUUUUGGAUUCAUCAUGCUUUUCUUCUCUCUAGCGGGGCUCAGCAUUAUAUGCGCUAUGUCCGUGGAGAGAUACUUGGCGAUAAACCACGCGUAUUUCUACAACGACUAUGUGGAUCAGAGACUGGCGGGCAUGACGCUUCUGGCUAUUUACAUCUCCAACGUGCUUUUCUGCGCUCUACCCAGCAUGGGUCUGGGACAAGUCAAAAAGCAGUACCCACAAACCUGGUGCUUCAUAGAGUGGCGGAGCAACGUGAGGACCGAUGCCGCCUUUUCAUAUAUGUACGCGGGGUUCAGUUCGAUUCUAAUUCUAGCCACAGUUAUCUGUAACGUUCUGGUAUGCGGUGCUCUGAUUCGAAUGCACCGGCGGUUUGUCCGGAAGAUGUCAUUGUGGGCAGACCCCGGACGAAACACAGACCCGAGAAGGAGACGCAGCUUCGGGCAUCUGGCCGGCGCAGAGAUCCAGAUGGUGAUUGUACUCAUUUGUACCUCAGCGGUGGUGCUUAUAUGCUCCAUUCCACUUGUUGUGCAAGUGUUUCUGAACCAGAUUUAUAAGACUCCGGUGGAGCUGAGACUGGAGAAGAACCCAGAUCUACGGGCAAUCCGCUUCGCCUCAUUCAACCCCAUCCUGGACCCCUGGAUCUACAUCCUCCUCCGCAAGGCCGUGCUCCUCAAGCUCAUUGAGCAGAUCAAGUGUCUGUUCUGUAAGAUAGGAGCACAGAGACAGCAGAGACAGGGAGCACAGAACUGCCACUGCAUUGAUGAACACCAGCUCCACUCCAUCAUCUCUUCACAAGAGUUCCCGUCAUUGGUGUCCCGUGAGCUGAAGGAGGUGUCCAGCACCUCUCAGGUCGUCCUCUACCUUCCUGAUGGAAGCUGUCAUCACACAGGAGAGCAGGUUGGGCUCCGCAAUUCCUCUGUCCAAGACCCCCAAAGUUCUUAUUUGUCCGAACAGAGAAGUACAGAGGAUGGGAGGAGAGAGGUGACAAAGCUAACCAGGGACCCCUCUGGUGUGGGAGGACAGACUACUCAGUCAUGUGUGAAAGAACAGGCUCUUCAUGUGUUGCUAAGUAAUGAGACGGUACAGGAGAAAUGUAUAUAGAUCUUGUGUAUUUGGAAUCCCAUGAACGGUUACUUCAACAGCUUCUCUAAGACUCCUCAUAUUAUUGUGAAGUUUCUGUGAGUCAGAGGGAUGUCCACACAUACAUUGACAACACUGCCUUCAGACUGCCCAAGAUGGCUUUUCAGACAGCUUCUGCUCUCCUAUGGGACUUAUUCGGUUAGCGGAAGUGUUAGUGCCAACAGAAAUAGAUUGGCUCCCAGGAUGACUCAUUUGACAUCCUCUAAAGACGAGGAAUGGCACAUUUAAACAAUGUUGAAAAGCUUUUGGUAAGCCUGACAGGAGGAAGGACAAACAAGAGAGAGACAACUGUGAGAGAGAGAGAGGAUGUCUGCUCCACUUUGAUGUCAAGCUACCUCGACCAGAAACAUCAAUGUUUGUUUGUUUUUCCUGUCUUCUCGCACAGGUCAGAGAGCAAGGCAGUAAGAGCAGAGCAGCUUCUCCAUGGCCUAAAGGGACAUUGGCUGUACACUGUAGCUAAACAGUUUAACACUAGCUUCUUUCAAUCAUUGUACAAACUGUGAGUUAGUAUUUAGAGUAUUUAAGCUACAAUGAUUGAGAUGUACAGAAUAGUUAUUAGGAUUCAUUGAAAUGAAUGUAGUAUAGGGCCUGUCAUUACGUGCCAAACUGCCAUGAUAACACCAAGGAAAAGUCAGUUCUCACAAAACAAUAUGUCUGUAGAAGGUUUGCUGUUCAGAGAUGCACUUCACUUGACUGUUUUGCAUCACAUAAUAGAUUUAGAGAGUUAAUGUAUAGUGCAGUAUUGUGUGUAAUAACAUUAUCCAUGUGUUGUCUUUCAGGUGAGUGAAAUGAGUUGUGCCAACAUGCAGGGUAGUUUGCCAAACUCUGUAUAUGUAUUUCUAUUACUCUGGUACCAGUUUCUGAACGUUUAUCAGAUUAUCAGUAAUUCACCUAAGUAUUGUCAUUGUCAUUAUUUAGUGACUUACGCAAUCAGCCUGGUCUCAUAUACUAGUAUACAUAAACCUGGGACGCCAGAUUAGUAUGACAUGUUAUGUUUGGUAUGAUUACAUAAGACAGAAGGUUACUUAAGGAAAAAUGAAAGGAGGGCGGUUAGUCUGCGUAUAAAGCAAACGUCUAGCGCGAACGUCUAGCAACCCAAAGGUUGCGCGUGCGAAUCUCAUCACGGACAACUUUAGCAUUUUAGUUAAUUAGCAACUUUGCACCUACUUAGUAUGUUAGCUAACCUUUCCCCUAACCCUAAUUUUAACCUAACUCAUAAGCUUAACCCCUAGCCGAGCUAACAUUAGCCAGCUAGUUAACAUUAGCCAGCUACCUGAGAUCAGGUUGAUGUAAUUUCUUCUCUAUGAGAAGUUUCAAGUAAUUCAAUCCCACCAUGAAAUGUUACAAUAGCAUAAUAUGAAAGGUCCUUAUCAAUUUUUAAAUAUUAUGUUCUGCCAUAUCUGUAAACCCCCUAAAAUGACAGAUGUUUUUCAUUUUAAAUCCAAUAUGCUUUUAUUUUAUCCACCCUAUAAAAUAUUAAUUUAAGCAAUACAUUCUAAAAAUGAAUUCAAUUGAUUAACAGUAAUUGAGACCCAUCUAUUGUCUUCAAGGAUUUGUGCAUGACUCCAUUUCCUUUGGACCACCUAUGAGACUGAACGUGUGGAUGUGCAAAACAUCACGCACAAUAGUCAGUGUCAUGCAGUGUGUAUGUGUGUCAUUAAACUACAUGUCAUCUAAGAACAAGCGGAAAUCAUUUAUGUAAGCAGGAAGGUUCUCAGACUCAGAUUCCUGACAGAGUUUAGAGGUCAUAUUGUGACCCUGUUAGCACACAGAUGCUACUGAAAGGUACAGGCCACUGCUUUCCAAGUUUACACAAGUAUAAUUGGCUAAACAAACCCUAAUGAACUUGGGUCCAAGGCUGUUAACGAUGAAUUCAAGUUCAAACACGCAAAAAGAAUCCCAGAACUACUACUUAGUAACUGCACACACACACACACACACACACACACACACACACACACACACACACACACACACACA